This is a messenger RNA of Parnassius mnemosyne (clouded apollo), 1896 nucleotides long. Lineage: Eukaryota; Metazoa; Arthropoda; Insecta; Lepidoptera; Papilionidae. The record is from the annotation of a GenBank genome assembly.
AUGAACAGUUUCAAUAAACGAGCAGAAAAAAUGUUAGAUGGUCACACACCUAAAAGAGUUAAAAGAGAGUGUACUUAUGGAGAUAAAUGCUACAGAUUGAACCCAGCACAUUUGAGAGAGUUCAGUCACCCUCACUUGGAAUCAAUAUUAGACAACUACAGCGGCGAAGGUGACUAUCCAAUACCAAAGGAACUGCAGCCGCAAAGGCAUCUUAUUAUGGACCAAUUGCAAGUUAUUACAGAAAAACAACUGUAUGUACCUGUGAGUGGUAAUGUACAGGAACAAAAGACAGAAUCAGAAAGCACAGACAAAAAAGAAAACGAAUCAAAUAAAAAUGUACCAUACACUAGUUCUACCAGAGAAUCAAAUAGUAGCGGUUCAACACCAAGUCACAAUAUAACAGAAUCAUGUAGUAGUAAUAAAGAAGUAAAAAGAAAAGCAGAAACAGCAGGUGAAAGCUUAAAAGUAAAACAAAGGGAGAAGAGCAAAUCACCAACAAAUCAGUUGGUGGUACAUAAAGAUGACUACCGUCCUAUAAUACCGCCGACCCGAAGACCGGAACAAUUCCUCAAAGUUGUGCUUCCUUCCGGUGGGAUGGCGGCGAAGCAUGCUGCUAGUGCCCCCUAUCAUAUUUUCUACACAACAAUAACUGACAGCAGAGAAACGCAUAAGAUGCCGUACUCGAUCACAUUCCUAGAAAUCCUGGAUCGUAGUCUAGGUGAGCUGAAGUGCUCAUUGCAAAUCAAUUUCAUGGUGGAAAUUGGAUGGUUACUUGCUCAGUACUAUUUCGCUGGUUACAGUGGAAAGAAGUUAACAAUACUCUAUGGCGAUGACUGCGCAGAUAUGAAGACCAUAAACAAGAAGAAACCGAACGUUGACGCACACUACGUGUCUAUGGCCACACCUUUCGGGAAGCAUCACACGAAGAUGAUGAUUCUCUGCUAUGAAGACGGGUCGUUAAGAGUAGUCGUGUCGACCGCCAACCUCUAUGUCGAUGACUGGGAGAACAGAACACAGGGGUUGUGGUUCAGUCCCCGCUGUCCCCCCUUACCUGCGGGUGCUAUGCCCCACGACGGCGAGUCCCCCACCAUGUUCAAACGGUCGCUGCUUCGAUACCUCCACCACUACCAGAUACCCCAGCUUUCGUACUACGUGGAUUGGGUCAAGAAAUGCGACUUCAGCCAUAUUAACGUGUUCUUGGUGGCUUCUGCCCCGGGAUCCCAUUUUGACACGGAGUGGGGAAUGACCCGUGCGGGCAGUUUGCUGCGGCAGCAUUGUCGCGUCCCGCCGCAUGAAAACUCAAAGUGGCCGCUAAUUGCACAAGCUAGUAGCUUAGGCAGUUACGGGAAGGAACCGAAGCUAUGGCUGACAGGGGACUUUCUUCAUAACUUUACGAAGAUUAAAGAUCAACCUCAAAUGCUGUCCACACCGGCGGAGUUAAAAUUGAUCUACCCGUCCUUGGAGAAUGUGAAGCAAUCGCAUGACGGCUUGCUGGGCGGCGGCUGCCUCCCAUAUGCAGCUGACGCCCAUGCGAAGCAGCCCUGGCUGAAUGAUUUUCUAUUCCAGUGGCGAGCGACUUCAACACAUCGAAAUAAGGCGAUGCCACACAUAAAGACUUACACGCGGAUCUCACCAAACAACAAGAUGGCCGCGUUCUUUCUUCUGACUUCCGCCAACGUUAGCAAAGCGGCCUGGGGCUCUCUGAACAAAGGCAACAAGGCGCUAAGGGUCAUGAGCUAUGAAGCUGGUGUGCUGUUCCUGCCCAAGUUUAUUAUAAACGAAGAUCUGUUCCCGUUGGAAGAGAACGCCAAGAACCGCCUCAUUUUGCCUUACGACGUGCCGCCUGUCAGAUACACCAGUGAUAUGUCGCCGUGGGUUUUUGAUUAUCUGUCAUAA